AUGUUUUUCCCACGUGGCCCAACGCCAAGGGAGGAAACGCCGAAAACGCCGCUCACCCCGGAGGCCAAAUUGUGCAGUUUCGACUGUCGCUGGACAUUUUGCUCCCGUCCGCGCAAGCCUGCACCCGCCCGUGGUUACCAGUUGGUUGUCUGCGUUUCUGAGAAUCUAACCUUCAACAGCUCGACAACUAAAAAGAAGGUCGCCGUCGUUCUCUCUGGACGACAGGCCGGCAAGAAGGUCGUUGUCCUUCAGCAGCGUGACGAGGGCACCAAGGAGCGCCCCUACCCCCACGCCAUCGUCGCUGGCAUUGAGCGUUACCCCCUCAAGGUCACCAAGUCGAUGGGCAAGAAGAAGGUUGCCAAGCGCUCCAAGGUCAAGCCUUUCAUCAAGGUCGUCAACUAUUCGCACCUCCUCCCCACCCGUUACGUUCUCGAGCUUGAGGGCCUCAAGGGCUCGGUCACCCCCGACACCUUCAAGGAGCCUACCCAGCGUGAGGACGCCAAGAAGGCCGUCAAGAAGGCCUUCGAGGAGCGCUACUCCAAGGGCUCCAACCGCUGGUUCUUCACCAAGCUCCGCUUCUAA
This is a messenger RNA of Trichosporon asahii var. asahii CBS 2479, 582 nucleotides long. Its product is annotated as 60s ribosomal protein l27. The record is from RefSeq and is a predicted model, not a curated record. The transcript has 3 exons. Gene Ontology annotation, molecular function: structural constituent of ribosome. NCBI's taxonomy places the organism in Eukaryota, Fungi, Basidiomycota, Tremellomycetes, Trichosporonales, Trichosporonaceae. Gene Ontology annotation, biological process: translation. Bases 1 to 582 code for a protein of 193 amino acids. Gene Ontology annotation, cellular component: ribosome; cytosolic large ribosomal subunit.